AUGCAGCCUCGGCUUGAGCUGUCCUCAUUUCCCGCCGAGGUGAUCCUCGGUGUUUUCUACUCGCUAUCUGCAUUUCCCGAUACACUACAUCUCGCUGCAACCUGUCAAAGACACCGACAGAUAUUCCACGACAAUGUCAGCACCAUUUACCAUUAUGUGAGUCCAAUGGCAAUCCCUUGCCGACGCUAUGCGCGAAAGCUGCUGGCAGACCAAGGUGGUUCCCUACGAAAUGAGACUCCGACGGUGCAAGAUUUCUUGCAAAUGACCCGAAACUCUAUCGUGAUGGAGAACUCCGUUGUCCACUUUAAUGAAACGGUCGUCAUUAAGAUGACCCUUAGCGGCCGUGCUCACAACCCCCGUGAUAAGAGGUUCUUCGACGGCAAUCCAAUACGUCCUCCGUACUUGACUAAACGUGAGCGUCCAGGAUUUAUUCGAGCGGCCUAUCAACUGUGGAGCAUGAUUCUCCUUGAUCCUAUAUCAAGGGAGCUGAGGAUAAACACACUCAAAUACAAAGACAUUUACACGCUCAUGGAUUUAGCGCCACUUCAAUUCUGGACCGAUGGAGUGUUAAUCCUAGACAAAGAAACUAUGGAGAUCGAAAAGGCGGAAGUGGGACUGGUGGAACAUCUUGGUCUGUAUGACCUAAGAGCAGCCAGUACGCGCAUCGUGGAGAAGUUUUAUCACGAGGGAAGAAACCAUUUCAUUUGGGGAAAGAAAUAUGGAUGGAUUGGUUGUGUCUCUAUCUGGGAGAAUUGGUUUGAAGAAUUUGAGGAAUCGGUGGUGGAUGGAUUAAAGGGAGCUAGGGGAGAUAAACCAAUCUCCGAGGUUUGGUAUGAAACUUCUGAUGAGUUGUUAAUGGAGUCCAAGAUGCCCGAACACACAGUCAUUUUACAGGACGGCAUCACUGAAUCCGACUUGGACCGAUUCAAGUCGCUGGUGGAAUCGGCCGGGGGACAAAUCACAGGCGAGCACGGCAAUGAAGUACAGUUAGUUGGGCCCCACUCCCUUGCAGAAUCCAUUCCACUGACCAAGUGGGCCAUUGCUAGAUUCCGAGUGCCUGACACGUUUGACCUGCAUCUGAUCACCAAGAACUUGUCGAUCGAAACCAUUUCGGACCAUCCCUAG
Penicillium canariense is the source of this 1125-nucleotide messenger RNA. RefSeq lists its product as uncharacterized. Bases 1 to 1125 code for a protein of 374 amino acids. The transcript has 5 exons. The record is from RefSeq and is a predicted model, not a curated record. Lineage: Eukaryota; Fungi; Ascomycota; Eurotiomycetes; Eurotiales; Aspergillaceae.